GCAAUUCAAACAGGCUUUUUUCACACAAUACAUACCAGGACCGAGAGAGCCGCCGCCUGUACACUCUUGCACAUGGAUUAUCAAAAAAAGAAAAUGACGUAAUAUUUUGGAUAAUUCGGCUGUUAAAACAUUAACCACGUACAACUUUCAAAUUAUAAACAUUGGAUAUAAGAAAAACAUUGAAUAAAGUGUUACAUUUACAACUUUUUUUGUUUUGUUUGUUUGAUUUAAAAAAAAAAAACACGGACUGAGAGAAAGAAUUUGACAAAAAGAAACAUUGCAAAAUAUGUCAAAAAACGGUCUAGAUGCUAUUUGUGCCAAAUUGCAAAAGAACGCUGUUAAGAAGGAAGUUGAAAGGGAUUAUAAUUUUAACGAAGCGCCUACUAAACAGGAAAAAUCCGACAAGAAAAAGAAUAGAAGAAAAACUACUGUUCCUAGGUGUUUAAUACCUUCUCAGGAUGAUAACUAUCGAUUCCAACAUAAUGAAAAUACUGAUUAUGACGAUUCGGAGAGUUUAAGUGAAUUCGGAGUAAAUUCUGUCAAGGAUUCCAUAAAUGACCUUGAAGUUUCGUCAGGUGAAAAGAUGUCUGAAGGUGCUUCAUCUCAGGACGAAAACGAUAAUGAACUACGUUUUGGAGCAGCUGGACAAGAUUUUAAGGAAAUGGCCGAGUUUACUGUUUCUGAAUUCCUUAAAAAGUAUGGAUUUGCUGUAGACUCGUCUAGUUCAGCAGCAGCAGCUAUGAAUUUAAAUAGGAUAGAAGAUCAAAAGACAAUUAAGCAGCCAAUUAUGAAAAUGGAAAUAGAUGACCAAGAAUGGCAAAAGGACGACGAUACGGAAAAUUCCGGUUCUGAACGAUCCAAGUCUCCUAACAGUUCGAGAGAUCUUGAUAAUUAUUUCAAGACAAUUUAUAGGCCUGAGGAAAUUGAACAGAAAAAUAGUUUAAUGCCAGAUUAUAGUCGAUACGUUACAAGAUACGAAUCGGGAAAAUUAUGCGGUCGUACCGAGUGUAUUCCACUUAAAGAACAUUUUCAUUGUAAUUCCUGCAAAGAAGAGGAUGCUAAUGAAUUUAACGAUGGUAUCGAGAGUGGCGACUCUGCUGAUCGAAUAUUUUUGAAGAAGGAAGAAAUGAUACGUCAUUUUAAAUGGCAUAAGAAGAGAGAUGAAAUUCUCAACUUUGGUUUCCUUCGUUAUUCUCCAGUCGACGAUUGUACAAGACGAUUUGAAAAAUUGCAACCUUGCAUUCAUAAAGGUCGACAAACUCACUAUCAUUGCCUUCAUCCCUCUUGUACUAAAGUUUACAUUUCGACAAGUGACGUUCAGAUGCAUUCAAACUUUCAUAGAAAAGAUUCGGCUAUUCUACAAGAGGGCUUUCAAAGAUUUCGUGCUACAGAAGAUUGUGGAAUGCCCUCUUGCGCCUUUAAAGGUCAUAGAACAACUCAUUUCCAUUGUCUCCGAGAAGGCUGCGGGUUCACAUUUAAAAACAAGGCCGAUAUGGAAAAGCAUAAGGUUUACCAUCAAAAGGAUGAAAUUCUUUCGAGAGAUGGAUUCAAGAAAUUUAUGAAGUACGAAAAUUGUGGAUUCUCCGAGUGUAAAUAUUCAAAAGUAAUAAACCACAUUCAUUGUAUCCGUCCGGGUUGCGAUUACAUUCUUCACUCGACUGGCCAGCUAUACUCUCACAAACGUAAACACGAACGAAAUGAAGAAAAAACUGACGAAGAAGAACAAUCUACCAAUAAUCCUUCGUCCAAACAGAAUAAUGAAACUACUUCACCACCACCACUACAGCCUCCAGCUCAUCAACCAUCUCAAUCUCUCCUUUCAACCCUUCAAAUGGGACUAUUUCCUAUGCUCAAUAUCGAUAAUAGCGAUAAAAAACCAAACCUCUUAGCAAACUUAACGCUUCCUGUUCAAAUUCCCAAUCUCAAUAGCAUUAGCCCAAGCCAUUUUCAACAACAACAGCAUCCAAAUAAUACAGCCGGGAUUAAGGGAAUAUCGGGAGAACAAAUGACAAAAAUAUCGAAAAAGCUUAUCUCUUCCAAUGCCGGUUUAAAUGAUUCGCUAACCUUGCCAAUUGAUACGUUAAAAGACAGCAAAGGCGACUCAGAUUUAUCAAUUAAAGCAGUUAUUCCUAAUAUAAAGACAAUACCCUCUAUAAAUGAAAAGAAGGAGAAGAAUGAAAAUUGGAAAAAGUAUUUAGCAAGAUAUACGGCAAAUGAUAAAUGUACAUCAAGAUGCGAAUAUUUAUAUAAAGACCAUUAUCAUUGUUUAACUCCUUCUUGUGGUCAAAUUUUUAGAAGUAAAGAUGGCGUUAGGGAACAUGCUAGGCUGCAUGAAAAUCAAGAUGUUAUUACUAGUAUGAUUUUUCAACAUAUUCUUCCUGGUUCUCCUUGUUCUUUUGAAGACUGUCAAGUUAACGAGGAGCAUUAUCAUUGUCAACACAAUCGGUGUAAUGAAAUAGUCAAGUCAGCCGGCGAUGUUUUUGCCCGAUUGGAUCAUUAUAGGAUGCACGAUGCUUCUUCAUCUCGUUCAGGCCGUAGGAAUACACUAAAAGAAUCUUCCAAUUCCCGUAGAAGGGGUAGACCCCCAAAAUAUCCAAAGAGCGAAAUACCCCAAGUUCCCAGAGUUCCCACCAAAUCCGAUCUUCAGUGGCUGAAUGACGCUAGAAAUCCUGGUGUGGCUCCUUGGAUUCGAUCUGGCUUUGAGAAAUUCGUGAAAGGGGGAUCAUCGUGUCCCGACUAUAAAUGUCCCUAUCACAAUAUAGAACAUUACCAUUGCGUCAGAGAGAGAUGCUUUACGGCUGUCGAUAGAUUUGACGUUUUAGAUUUACAUGCAAAGACUUUCCACGGUCAGGUCAUUAUUCAAGAAGGAUUCGAGUAUUUUGAUAGAUCAGUUGAUUGUCGAAGAGCCCAUUGCCCCAAUAAUAAGAACAAUAAGCACUUUCAUUGUACCAGAUCAAAGUGCGAUUAUAGUUUUAUUAGACCGGCUACAAUGAGUCAUCAUAGUCAAAAGCAUGAAAUUCACGAGGCAAUAGAGGCUAAGAAAGCUGUGAUUUGCGAACAAUUGCAAUCGGCUGUUAUUAACGUCGAUAAAGAUAAUAAAUUGGCCAGUGAAACACCAGCUAAGCAUUCUUGGGAAUCUUUAAAAGUUUCUAUGCAAUAUACAAGCGAUAGAGGUUGCGGUAAACCAUUUUGUAAAAUGAAGAGAAAACUACACUUUCAUUGUUCAUACUGUUCUCAGACGUAUAGUGAAGAAGAGAAAUUAAAAGUUCAUGUGGUUGAUAAACACAACGUGCCAAUCAACGAUAAUACACAAACAACUAUGGUUAAAAACAAUAACAAUAACAAUUAUCAUACAAACAACAACGAUAAGAACGCUUACAACAACAACAGCCAUGUUAAUAAUUUUAGUAAUAGUAAUGAUGCAGCUGCUAAAGUGGGCAUUGCUACUAAGAGAAAGGCGAAUAGUAGUAAUAAUAAUAACAAUAAUAAUAGCUAUAACAAUCACAACACCAACAGUAGCAACAAUAAUAAUAACAACAACAACACCAGCCAUAACGAAAAUAAGACUUUGAAGUUCAUUAAAGAAGAGAUUAGCGAAGAGGCUUUGGAUUUAUCUAUUGCCUCUAAAAGACCUAAGUUAGAGUUGCCUCCUAGUCAAAACCCCCUUAUAGAAAAAUUAGCCGAAAGGUCAAAUUUAAAAGUAGAAAAGGAUCAAGAAGUAUCCGAAGGCGGUUUUAUUAAAUUUAAAUUCUCGGACGACUGCAGUGUUGAGAAAUGCAGCUAUCGUCUCUCGGGAUCGCAUUAUCACUGUUCAAAACCCGAUUGCCUUUACUCGUUCACCGACAAGGGAAAGGGGGAACAACACUUGCUCAGGCACAAGAAAAUUGAUGAAGUUAUUGGCUCCGACUUUAAGCUCAUACGAUCUCAUCAAAGCUGUCCAGACGAUGAUUGUAACAUAUCUCAAGCUCAUUAUCAUUGUAUACGUUGCAAUUUUAGUUGUACGGACAGAGGUAAAGUUGUUGCUCAUAGAAAUAUUCAUAAAGCAGUUGAUGGAUUUCAAGACGCGGGUUUCGUAAAAGUUAAAGCAGGAGAUCCAUGCGACGAACACGUAAAAGAAAUAAUCAAAUGUACAUAUAGCGGUAAAUGUAUUCAUUUUCAUUGUUUAAAAUGUACAUUUAUAACAUUGAAUAGUACGCAAAUUCGUCAACACUUGGACAAAAGUAACCAUUAGCAUUUUCCAUCGGUUCCUUUCUCUUGAAUGAUAUUCUAUAUCAUUUAUUUCCACAAGUUUUAAGUUAUUGGGUAAUUUUGUAUCUCGUAUAUUCUCAUUUACUGUUCGUUUUUCUCUUUCUUCCUUCUCUUAUUCCUCCUCCUCCUCCACUCAUCCGUACUCUGACUGUUCCACUUCUUCAUGUAUCUUCUUCUUCCAUCCAUCCAAAAAGUGUUCAUUUGUCAGUCUAAGAAAGCAUAGAGAGUAUUCCUUUUUUUAGCCAAUUUUUAAUAUUAUAAACAUAAUGUCUCCAUAAGGACGAGGAAAAGGGUAGAAGUAAUAAAAAUUUAAUGUUUUCCUAUUAGAAAAGAUAAAAGAAGAGAAAAAAAAAUUGAUUUGAAAUAGAAAUUUUUGCUUGGUUUAAUUGUAAAAAAAGGAAUAUAAAAAAUUUUUCCAAGGGAAUAUAAGGGUAAUUAGUUAAAAAAUCGUAAGCGUACCUGUUCUUUUAUAAACGUACAAAAUUAGAAUAUAUACUUUCUAUAACAUAAAAAGUAUAUAUGCAGUAUAUAUGAUGUAAAUGUUUUGCAAUAUAUAUAUAUGUAUAUAUGUUCGUAUAUAUACUAAUAUAUCUUAUGUUGUACGAUAAAUGAAACAAGAGAAAAGUAAAAAAAAUAAAGCACUUAAAAAACAAAGAAGAAAUUAUAAAAAAGAUAAAAAGAAUUCAAUUAUUCAAGUGUGCUUAAACAGUCUAUUCUUUAUAUAUAUAUAAAGAAAAUUGUGAAAUUCAUGUAUAUACAGUAUUUAUCAUAUACAAUGUGUAUUUUGCAUGUAAUAUAUAUGCAGUAUAUACUGUGUUGGCGCCUUAUUUAUUGGAAAUGCUUUUUUUUUUCACUCUAUAUCAUUUACAACUUUGUUUCUAUUAAAGUAAAAUGAAAGAAAUGAAAUUCGUUUAAAAUAUUCAAACAACGUCAGUUCCAGUCAAGUUGUUGAGUCUGUGAGUAAAUACUUUCUCAAGAAUGACCAUUUGAUAAUCACUAUAUAAAUUGCAGUUAAUGCAAUACUUUUUCUUCUGUUUACUGUAUACUAAAUAUAUUCUAUGCAUGUAUUUAGUACAUUUAUAUAUACAUUCAAUUUAUAUUCUAUUUGUUUGUUUGUUUUUUGGACUUUUGGAACAAAACAAUUAAGAGAAAAUUUUUGUUUAUAUUUGUUUGAUGUAAUAAAUACGGCGUCUCUCUCUUUUGUGGAUCAAAUGCUUUGCUGUGAUGCAUUUCAUUCUAUCUAUCUCCAUAUUUUUUCUGAUGCUAUGCAAACAAUUCCAGUUUUUCUUCCUUAUUACUGCUGUCGAUACUUUUUAUAGUUUCUAUUGUGUUUUACCUGGAUGUUAAUAGAUGAUAAAAGUAAAAACAAAAUGAAAAAGCUCAUUUGCAAUCGGCUGUGAUGUGUGUGCAAGUUCAUAAUGAUAAUUUUUUUCCUUCCGGUUUAUUAUAUACAGUAUAUGCAUUAUAGAGUAAAAAAUAAUUCCACUGUACCAUACAGUGUAUAUUGAUACUUGCUAACGUUUUCAUUUACAGCAUAUAGCAACAUAUAUAUAUACUUGUAUAUAUCUGUUUAUACACUGUUAACUUUCUCUCUCCCUGUCUCUCUCUUUCCAUUGGAAAAGAAGAGAAGAACAGUGAGAACAGAAACGAAACUUAGAAAGUAAUAAUGAUAACAGAAACAUAUUUUGUCAUUUUUUUUUUCAAAGUUAAGAUAAAAUUUUUGUUAACAAGCUUUUCUUGUUUGUUUAUUUGUUUGUUUUUCUCUAUUUCUUUUCUUGAACCAAUCAGCUUUUUUAUUCAUUUUAUUAAUAAAUUAUUAUUGCAAUUAAUUUAUUAUUAUUUCUUAUUCUUCUGCUACUUGUAGUCUCCAUAUAUACUGUACUUU
Messenger RNA from Dimorphilus gyrociliatus, 6133 nucleotides. The record is from the annotation of a GenBank genome assembly. NCBI's taxonomy places the organism in Eukaryota, Metazoa, Annelida, Polychaeta, Dinophilidae.